GACAAGCUGCAGCAGGGAGGUGGGACGCAGACCAAGGACCGCGGCACAUCCACUGAUGCUCCCUGCAGACACAAACACACCUCUGGACACACCCACAGCUCCGCAGCAGGGACACGCUCCAAACUGCAGGAGAAGCCCACUGCAUCCCCGCCUCCCCAAAACUACACACCCGCACCUCUGGGCCCCUCAUGGAAGGGCGAGAGUGGGACACACAGAGAGAAUAUCCGCUAUCACACAGACGUACGCCUAGAACCCACUGAGGAGAUCUAUCUGACUCCCGUGCACCGUUCCGAGCAGGACCGCCCAUUCCUGUCCCAGCAGCCAGAGCACGGACGCAUGUCAAUCAGCUCUGACACCGAGGGCCCACCCCCUUACCAGCCUCUGACCGACCGGACCAACCCCUCCAUAUGUGAGGAGGACGAGGUGUAUGUGCCCCCUCCCUCCUACGCCUCCUGUGUGGAGGCUCUCCUCACCCCCCCCUCUACCGCCCCCCCCAGGGAACCCCCAGCCUUAGCCCUGAACCUCAGCCUGAGGGAAGGAGGAGCAGGGGCGGUGGUGAGGGCAGGGGUAGGGGUGGAGUAUGUAGAUGCCCAGGACGAGACAUUUGGGGGAGAGGGUGAGGCUGAGAAUGAGAGGGUAAGGGAUGUGGGAGGCAGGCAGUAUUUGGGACGUGGCGGCUGUGGUGCCCCCCCGAGGACUUUGAUGAGCUCGGAAGCGAGUGGUCUGUCUUACGACUCUGUGAAGUACACACUCGUUGUGGACGAGCACGCACAGCUCGAACUGGUGAGUCUGCAGCAGUGUUACCAAUGUUACAGCGACGACAGCGACUCUGCGACCGUCUACGACAAUUGUGUCUCGUCUCCGUACGAGUCGGCCAUCGGGGAGGAGUAUGAGGAGGAAGAGGAAGAAGAAGAUAAAGAGGAUGAGAGAGCGAGAGUGGAAUGGGUGAGGAGAGAAGCAACCGCCUGUCUGUCAGAGGACUCCACCCCAGAGGCGAACCUACACUUCUCUAAGAAGUUCCUCAACAUCUUCAUGAACAGACGGUCACGAUCGUCCAGUAGGUACCACCACUGAACCACAAGGACACCAUCUUUUGUUCAGACACUGCAGUUUCUUACAUUAGGCUUAAAGGGCAACUCCCUCACUUUUCAUUAUCUCCAGCACAAUACGAGUGUCAACAUAUGUGUCAACAUAUGUGAAAAUGGCGCAUUUCUAAGUUUUGUAGGAACAAAUAUAAAGUUCAUGUGUCACUGAUCUACACACAAUACCCCAUAAUGUCAAAGUGGAAUUUUGUUUGUAGAAAAUGUUGGAAUUAAUAAAAAAAUGUAAGCUGACAUGUCUUGAGUUAAUAAGUAUUCAACCCCUUUGUUAUGGCAAGCCUAAAUAAGUUCAGGAGUAAAACUGUGCUUACCAAAUCGCAUAAUAAAUUGCAUUGACACAUCCGUGUUCAAUCAUAGUGAUUAACAUUAUUUUUUAAUGACUACAGUGGCUUGCGAAAGUAUUCACUCCCCUUGGCAUUUUUCCUAUUUUGUUGCCUUACAACCUGGAAUUAAAAUUGAUUUUGUCGGUGUUUGUAUCAUUUGAUUUACACAACAAAACUAGAAAUAAGAAAAAAAAACUGAAAUCUUGAGCAUAUAUAACUAUUCACCCCCCCCCCCCCCCCCCAAAAGUCAAUACUUUGUAGAGCCACCUUUUGAAGCAAUUACAGCUGCAAGUCUCUUGGGGUAUGCCUCUAUAAGCUUGGCACAUCUAGCCACUGGGAUUUUUGCCCAUUCUUCAAGGCAAAACUGCUCCAGCUCCUUCAAGUUGGAUGGGUUCCGCUGGUGUACAGCAAUCUUUAUGUCAUACCACAGAUUCUCAAUAGUCUGGGCUUUGACUAGGCCAUUGCAGGACAUUUACAUGUUUCCCCUUAAACCACUCGAGUGUUGCUUUAGCAGUUUGCUUAGGGUCAUUGUCCUGCUGGAAGGUGAACCUCCGUCCCAGUCUCAAAUCUCUGGAAGACUGAAACAGGUUUCCCUCAAGAAAUUCCCUGUAUUUAGCGCCAUCCAUCAUUCCUUCAAUUCUGACCAGUUUCCCAGUCCCUGCCGAUGAAAAACACCCCCACAGCAUGAUGCUGCCACCACCAUGCUUCACUGUGGGGAUGGUGUUCUCGGGGUGAUGAGAAGUGUUGGGUUUGCGCCAGACAUAGCGUUAUCCUUGAUGGCCAAAAAGCUCAAUUUUUGUCUCAUCUGACCAGAGUACCUUCUUCCAUAUGUUUGGGGAGUCUCCCACAUGCCUUUUGGCGAACACCAAACGUGUUUGCUUAUUUUUUUCUUUAAGCAAUGGCUUUUUUCUGGCCACUCUUCCGUUAAGCUCAGCUCUGUGGAGUGUACGCCUUAAAGUGGUCCUAUGGACAGAUACUUCAAUCUCCGCUGUGGAGCUUUGCAGCUCCGUCAGGGUUAUCUUUAGUCUCUUUGUUGCCUUUCUGAUUAAUGCCCUCCUUGCCUGGUCCAUGACUUUUGGUGGGCGGCCCUCUUUUGGCAGGUUUGUUGUGGUACCAUAUUCUUUCCAUUUUUUAUAAUGGAUUUGAUGGUGCUUCGUGGGAUGUUCAAAGUUUCUGAUAUUUAUUUAUAACCCAACCCUGAUCUCUACUUCUCCACAACUUUGUCCCUGACCUGUUUGGAGAGCUCCUUGGUCAUCAUGGUGCCUCUUGCUUGGUGGUGCCCCUUGCUUAGUGGUGCUGCAGACUCUGGGGCCUUUCAGAACAGGUGUAUAUAUACUGAGAUCAUGUGACAGAUCAUGUGACACUUAGAUUAUAAUAUGCCAUUUAGCAGACGCUUUUAUCCAAAGCGACUUACAGUCAUGCGUGCAUACAGUUUUGUGUAUGGGUGGUCCCGGGGAUCGAACCCACUACCCUGGCGUUACAAGCGCUGUGCUUUACCCGAACACAGGUGGACUUUAUUUAACUAAUUAUGUGACUUCUGAAGGUAAUUAGUUGCACCAGAUCUUAUUUAGGGGCUUCAUAGCAAAGGGGGUGAACACAUAUGCACACACCACUUUUACAUUUAUUUUUUCAAAAUUUUUGAAACAAGUUAUUUUUUUAAUUUCACUUCACCAAUUUUGACUAUUUUGUGUAUGUCCAUUAUAUUAAAUCCAAAGAAAAUCAAUUUAAAUUACAGGUUGUAAUGCAACAAAAUAGGAAAAAUUCCAAGGGGGUUGAAUACUUUUGCAAGGCACUGUAUCUCAUCUCUGUACGCCACACAUAUCAUUAUCUGUAAGGUCCCUCAAUCGAGUAGUGAAUUUAAUAAUAAUAAUAACAAUAAUAAAUAAUUUAUUAAUAAUAAUAAUAAUAAUAAUAAUAAUAAUAAUAUAAUUAUAAUUAUUAUUAUAAUUUCAAGCACAGAUUCAACCACAAAGACCAGGGAGGUUUUUCAAUGCCUCGCAAAGAAGGACAUAGAUUGUUAGAUGUGUAAAAAAAGAAAAAACUGAUGCUGAAUAUUCCUUUGAGCAUGGUGAAGUUAUUAAUUUCACUUUGGAUGGUGUAUCAAUACAGCCAGUCACUACAAAGAUACAGGCGUCCUUCCUAACUCAGUUGUUGGACAGGACGGAAACUGCUCAGGGAUUUCACCAUGAGGCCAAUGGUGAUUUUAAAACAGUUACAGAGUUUAAUGACUGUGACAGGAGAAACAUUUUGUUCUGAAUACAAAGCGUUAUGUUUGGGGAAAAUCCAACACAACACAUCACUGAAUACAACUCUUCAUAUUUUCCAGCAUGGUGGUGGCUGCAUCAUGUUAUGGGUAUGCUUUUCAUCGGCAAGGACUAGGGAAUUUGUUAGAAUAAAAAGAAACGGAAUACAGCUAUAAGCAGAGGAAAACCUGUUUCAUUCUGCUUUCCAACAGACACUGGGAGACUAAUUCACCUUUCAGCAGGACGAUAACCUAAAACACAAAGCCAAAUCUACACUGGUGUUGCUUACCAAGACGCCAUUGAAUGUACCAUAGUGGCCUAGUUACAGUUUCGAAUUAAAUCGGCUUGAAACUCUAUGGCAAAACUUGAAAAUGGCUGUCUAGCAAUGACCAACCAUCAACUUGACAGAGCUUGAAGAAUUUUUAAUAGAAUAAUGGGCAAAUAUUGUACAUUCCAGGUGUUUUGGUUAAGUGCUCUUAGAGACUUAACCAAAAAGAUUCACAGCUGCAAUCGCCGCCAAAGGUGCUUAAACAAAGUAUUGACUCAGGGGUGUGAAUACUUAUGUAUUCAAAAUUUUUCUGCAUUUAAUUUUCAAUACAUUUGCAAAGAUUUCUACAAAUAUUUUUCACUUUGUCAUUAUGGGGUAUUAUGAGUAGAUGGGUGAGAAAAACAUAUAUUUCAUCCAUGCAGCCCUUGGAAACAGCACUUCAGAAUAAAAACGAAUCCUCUUUUACUCCCAACUUCUCCAGCUGCAGAGUCGUUUUGCUUGUUCUCCUGCAUCAUAAAUGGGGAGGAGAGGGAACAGAGUCACAGAGCCGUCUACAGGUGAGAUACAUCUUUAUUAUCAUCAUCACAUCAUCAGUCAUCGUCAUCACCUGCACUACUGCUAAUUACAUUUUGCAGGUAUUUAUACAAAGUGACUUAUUAAACACAUCCUUUCAGUAUAUAGCUGAUGUGGGAAUUGAACCCACAACUAUAUCCUAGCACUGAUUAAGCAAAUACCUCUAACCCGUCAUACUUACUCAUAGCACUUAGGUAAUCCUAACCACUAAAUUAAUUUACCUUUUACACUUUAGCAUUGCUUUGUAGCAUUUAGUAAUGUGACUUGUAAGUUAUCCUCCAUGACAUAUAGAUUUGACAGGCCAAAUGGGUCUCUUGGAAUCAUUAGAGCAGAAAAACCUAUGUAUAGUUGCGUCGUUCCACAAAUAGAGUACAUUUUGUGUCCCUUUGAUAUUUUAAGUAGAAAUUGUGCACAAAUAUUGCAUUUUAAAAGACUAUUACAGUAUAUUAAAUUAAGUUCUCUUUAAUAUAGACCACAUGGACAAGUCAGUAAAUCAAUUUUUUCAUAUGAAUAAAGACUUGCUAAAGUGCCAAAAAUCUGCAUUUAGACAUGCCACUUGUCAUGUUUUUCUGACUUCUAGGAAGAUUUUAACCCACUUAACCAAAACAUUUCUCCAAGUUUUCACCAUCAUUGUAAAGCCAUAGUUAUGUUCUUGCUUUGACAAAGUCAUUUCCGAAGAUUAUUGAUUUCAUGUGAUUUGUGAUUAAUAUAUGUCUGUCCCUCAUGUUAAGGUCAACCCCUGUUACGUGAACUGAAUUAUCGUUUUAAUAUGGUGAAACUACUACUUUUUAAAGGGACACUACGAGAUUUGGGGAUUUAAUUUAUUUACCUAGAAAGAUUAACUCAUCAAUACCAUUUUUAUGUCUCGGUAUGCAGUUUGAAGGUAAUUGACAUUAGCUUAUCGUUAGCAUAGCACAAUAGCUGGAAGUCUCCAGGUACAGUAGCCAGCACCUCUCAAAAGCAGGGAAAUAUACCUUCUAACUAUUCCAAAGCUGGUUGGUUGGUCAUUUAUAGUCCUACAUAGUAAUUUAUAUUUUAUAAAUUCUCACAGGACACUCACAAACUAUAUUGGACAUGCGAUGGUACUACCAGCUAUCUAGCUCAGAACUGAAGCGCUGUCCCGUUGUCGCAGUUGGCUGGCUGUGUUGACUUGAGAGGUUGCACAUAUCCUUUUCUUUCACCUACGGCAGAUGAAUGAAAUGCGUAUUUCAGAUAAAAUAGUUCCAAAAAUAACUGCAUUUAAAACAACUAGAAUUGAAAUAUUAUAGUUUUAUAUAUACUUUGGAGUAGCUAGAAGGUAUUUUUUCAUGCUUUUGAGAGGAGCUGGCUACCUGGAGACCUCCAGCAAUUGUGCUAAGCUAACGAUGAUCUAAUGUAAAUUAUCUUUAAACUCAGCAUUGGGCCAGUAACCGAAAGGUUGCUGUAUUGAAUCACCAAGCCGGCAAGGUGGGAAAAUCUGGAGUCCUAAAAACAAUUAAAUAAGUGUAUAUUAUUUGGCAAGUCACAGAUUGGCUAUCAGAAAAAUUCAACCCCGCCCAGACCUCCUGAAAGCUAAAAAAAAGCAAUAACAUUUUCAAUAUAUAUAUAGAGUGUUUGACUGAUUUGGACAUAGAUUGUGCCAAACUAACGGGCUGAUCAAUACACAUCGUUUGGUGUAUUGUUGGUCUGUGUUCAACAGAGGGGGCCAACGCCACAGUGAAAUUCAUGGAAGUACUACCACAGAAAUGUUUCAAUUUGGUGAUCCUUUUACAAUUACUCGUAACUUUAUCAUACAUUUGAACAGUAUAAGGCAAGUGAUCCUUCAUGUACUGUCACACACCCUCUGUUUACAAAACAAUAGAUUAAAACACGCUUAUAUUUUGGGUUCUGAUGGGCUAUGACAGUUGAACUAAGCUCAUGACGCAAGUUAUAUUCUUCAAGAAUCAAUGGGUAUACACCUGUAUAAUUAAUUAAAAGUCAAAAAAUGUAUGUAGCAACUGCAGAUUGCCCCUUUAAGGAACACAAAUAUUAAACACUUUGAUCCUCAUAACCAAAUGAUUCAAGCACAUGACAUUGUAAGUACAGGAAUAUUUCUUAGCUAUGGUGUUUGACCACUAUAAGCAGUUCAGUAGUAUAUAUCUGUGUAUCUUAUAAGCUGAGUGCACUGUAUCUGUUACCAGCCAAAGUACACAGGUGUAGACUUGAAUGUUACACACUUAAAAAAUUGGCUCUCUAAGCAUGAACAGGUUCUAAAAUCUGUUGUUCUGUCUGGCUGUUUGUCCCUGUUUCUGUGACAACUACAGGUUUGUCCCUCGCCAUGAAGAUGAGCUGGAGUUGGAGGUGGAUGACCCUCUACUAGUGGAGGUACAAGCAGAGGAUUACUGGUAUGAAGGUUACAACAUGCGUACAGGUACCUACGGCAUCUUCCCUGCUUACUACGCCAUAGAGGUCGCCAAGGAGCCAGAGAGCUUCAAAGGUACAGUGCUUUGAUCCCUGCUUAUUUACACAGUGCUAAAAUGCUAAAUGAGUAUUUGCACCACUUUAAAAGGGCAAUCUGUAGUUCAAACAAUAACAAAGCCAACACCCGCCACUGUUUUCGUAAACAGCUGAGGGAUGGGACUGGAGAAAUGUAAUCACUCAUCAGAGCUAUGGAUGCAAGGACUGACCAUUCAUGAUAUCAACAUUAUAGUUUUUACCAUGUUUUGAGGCUAUGUAAUUGGCUAUGUAAUUGUUUACAAUUAAAUUGUUUACACACAGUGGAUCAAGACAAGCUGAUAGUUUUGAACUAAGCUCAUGAGAAAUGUAGAAGUUAUAUUCUUCAAGAAUAAUAAUAAUAAUAAUGGUCCUCUGUAGCUCAGCUGGUAGAGCACGGUGCUUGUAACGCCAAGGAAGUGGGUUCGAUCCCCGGGACCACCCAUACACAAAAAUGUAUGCAUGCAUGACUGUAAGUCGCUUUGGAUAAAAGCGUCUGCUAAAUGGCAUAUUAUUAUUAUUAUAUUCUUCAAGAAUCAAUUGGUCUACAGUAUAUCAUUAAUUUAAAAGUCUAAAAAUUGAUGUAACAACUGCAGAUUGCCUCUUUAAGGAACACAAAUAUUAAAUAGUUUGAUCCUCAUAACCAAAUGAUUCAAGCACAUGACAUUGUAAGUAAAGUAAAAUGUAUUUGCCAUGGUGUGUAACCAAUCACAGAUUGCCCCUUUAAAGAACACUAUUGUGUUGACAGCUCUAUAGGUGAAUAUAUUGAUGCACAUUACAGUACUAAUGGCAUUGAUCCAACCGUGUGUAGAGCACUUUAACCCUUCCCUUCUGUUCCGGGGCAAUUUGAAAAGAGUUCGAAAUCACUAAAAUACAAUUUUACGUAAUUUUUCAACCAUGACCCUUCAUCUGCUUUCCUAAGGAUGGGUCUCAAACUUGCAAAACACAUAAUUAAACAAAAAAUAUACAGUGGGGAAAAAAAGUAUUUAGUCAGCCACCAAUUGUGCAAGUUAUCCCACUUAAAAAGAUGAGAGAGCCCUGUAAUUUUCAUCAUAGGUACAAGUCAACUAGGACAGACAAAAUGAGGAAAAAAAAUCCAGAAAAUCACAUUGUAGGAUUUUUUAUGAAUUUAUUUGCAAAUUAUGGUGAAAAAUAAGUAUUUGGUCAAUAACAAAAGUUUCUCAAUAGUUUGUUAUAUACCCUUUGUUGGCAAUGACACAGGUCAAAUGUUUUCUGUAAGUCUUCACAAGGUUGUCACACACUGUUGCUGGUAUUUUGGCCCAUUCCUCCAUGCAGAUCUCCUCUAGAGCAGUUCUGUUUUGGGGCUGUCGCUGGGCAACACAGACUUUCAACUCCCUCCAAAGAUUUUCUAUGGGGUUGAGAUCUGGAGACUGGCUAGGCCACUCCAGGACCUUGAAAUGCUUCGUACGAAGCCACUCCUUCGUUGCCCGGGCGGUGUGUUUGGGAUCAUUGUCAUGCUGAAAGAACCAGCCACGUUUCAUCUUCAAUGCCCUUGCUGACGGAAGGAGGUUUUCACUCAAAAUCUCACGAUACAUGGCCCCAUUCAUUAUUUCCUUUAAACGGAUCAGUCGUCCUGGUCCCUUUGCAGAAAAACAGCCCCAAAGCAUGAUGUUUCCACUCCCAUGCUUCACAGUAGGUAUGGUGUUCUUUGGAUGCAACUCAGCAUUCUUUGUCCUCCAAACACGACGAGUUGAGUUUUUACCAAAAAGUUAUAUUUUGGUUUCAUAUGACAUUCUCCCAAUCCUCUUCUGGAUCAUCCAAAUGCACUCUAGCAAACUUCAGACGGGCCUGGACAUGUACUGGCUUAAGCAGGGGGACACGUCUUGCACUGCAGGAUUUGAGGUCCUGGCGGCGUAGUGUGUUACUGAUGGUAGGCUUUGUUACUUUGGUCCCAGCUCUCUGCAGGUCAUUCACUAGGUCCCCCCGUGUGGUUCUGUGAUUUUUGCUCACUGUUCUUGUGAUCAUUUUGACCCCACGGGGUGAGAUCUUGCGUGGAGCCCCAGAUCGAGGGAGAUUAUCAGUGGUCUUGUAUGUCUUCCAUUUCCUAAUAAUUGCUCCCACAGUUGAUUUCUUCAAACCAAGCUGCUUACCUAUUGCAGAUUCAGUCUUCCCAGCCUGGUGCAGGUCUACAAUUUUGUUUCUGGUGUCCUUUGACAGCUCUUUGGUCUUCGCCAUAGUGGAGUUUGGAGUGUGACUGUUUGAGGUUGUGAACAGGUGUCUUUUAUACUGAUAACAAGUUCAAAUAGGUGCCAUUAAUACAGGUAACAAGUGGAGGACAGAGGAGCCUCUUAAAGAAGAAGUUACAGGUCUGUGAGAGCCAGAAAUCUUGCUUGUUUGUAGGUGACCAAAUACUUAUUUUCCACCAUAAUUUGCAAAUAAAUUCAUUAAAAAUCCUACAAUGUGAUUUUCUGGAAAAAAAAUGCUCAAUUUGUCUGUCAUAGUUGACGUGUACCUAUGAUGAAAAUUACAGGCCUAUCUCAUAUUUUUAAGUGGGAGAACUUGCACAAUUGGUGGCUGACUAAAUACUUUUUUUCCCCACUGUAUAUAAUAAUAAUAAUAAUAAUAAAAAAAUAGUGACAUGAUGUUCUGGGUAAAUUUUACCCGCAAUUUGACCUUGAACUUGGUCUAUAUAACUUUAUAUAUAGAAACAAACUGCUUACUGCACAGGAAUGGUGCAAGCAUGAUAAUCACAUAGACAUAAGUAUGAUUCCCCUAUGUUGCUGAGCAACACUGAUCUGAAGUCAAUUUAACCAGCAAUUUGGCCUUGACCUAUAUAACUUUUGAAUGGUGUGACCUAGAAACAAUCUGCUUUCUGCACAGGAAUGGUGCAAACAUGAUGAUCACAAAUGAUGUCCCUAUGAUGCUCAGAGGCUAAGCAACACUGAUCUGAAGUAAAUUUGACCUUGACGCUAGAGACAAAUGGAAUUCUGUGCAGUAAAGAUCCAUCCAUGAUGAUCAUUUACAUUUUAGCAGACACUUUUAUCCAGAGCUACUUACAGUUAGUGAGUGCAUACAUCUUUUUUUUCAUACUGACCCCCUGUGGGAAUCAAACCCACAAUCUGGCGUUGCAAACGCCAUGCUCUACCAACUGAGCUACACGGGGCCUGAGCUAUACGGGGAUCACAAGGAUAUAGGUAUGCUUUCACUGUAAUGUUCAGAGGCCGAGGGACAGUGAUCUGAAGUUAGGCAAAACAUUUGCUAUAAAGGUCUUAAAUGUCAUAAAAUAAUUUGAUUGAUUUACGACUUUGGUACAGUAAUCAAACAUUUGGCUCUAACUUUUGAACAAUUGCGUCGGUUUUGGGAGUUUAAGAUCCUAUAUUUGUGAUCUUCAUGUACUUAUUGUACUUACUGUACUGGUCAAAUUGACCCGGAACAUAAACGGUGUUGGCCCAAUCGAACAUAAGAGAAGGGCUAAAAGUACUGAGUCAGCCUUGUCCAGCACUUACCCAUUAUUAUGUAUGCAGUGCUUAAAUGUUGACCCAUCUUCAUUCAGAGCACUUUAAAGGUCCAUUAUGUAGCUUUGUGGAAGAACCAACAGAUUUCCUAUAGAAAUGGGAGUUGAUAUGUCAUUCUCAUUGAAAGCAAGUCUGACAAGCAGUAGAUCUGUUCUAUGUACAAUAUUUCUAUGCUCCCCUCCAUAAGUUUCAUUUUUGUGUCUUUUUACUUUCAGUUCUGUACACCAGCUUCAAACAGCUGAAAAUACAUUAUUUUUGCUGUUCUCACUAAGGGCAUGCUCCAAUGAGCGCUUCUUUAGCUAGAUAGCCAGCUAAACCUUUCUUAACACUAAUCCUUCAAGAACCAGGCUGGAGAUAUAAUUUGAAGAUUUAAUUUAUAUAUAAUAAUAUAAUAUGCCAUUUAGCAGACGCUUUUAUCCAAAGCGACUUACAGUCAUGCGUACAUACAUUUUUGUGUAUGGGUGGUCCCGGGGAUCGAACGCACUACCUUGGCGUUACAAGCGCCAUGCUCUACCAGCUGAGCUACAGAGGACAAUUUCAGAAGUCUAAAACUGUACGCACAAAACUAUAAGCACAGCAUGCCAAAAGGUAAGUAUGAAAUUCUCACAUAUAUAGAUAGAUACAUGUAGAAUUGGCUGUAUCAAAGCUAAACAUGAACAUAUAACAUGUUGGGACAACAGCAGGAGAGAAUAAUGAUUUACAGGUCUCACAAGGUAGGUAUAGGCUACAAUAGUCCUUUGUAGAUAGGGCAUUUUACAGGGAGGUGAACAUCCAGGAUGAACCAAAAUAGACCAAACAGGUAGGACACAGGUGAGUAUACUAACACAAAUGCAAAUUUGCAUACACACACAUCCAUGCUGAUUAGUUAGCAUGACGAUUAAAGAGAGAAACAUGAAUAGCAAUGAGGCUAGCUAACCGCCAAGCUAAACACCAUACAUUUCAAUGGGAUCGGUUAAAACCAUUUUAGCUAGCGACCUUUUUAACAUCAUAAAAAGUAAUAAAUGGUGAAAUAAUGAAUAGUACAUGCACACACAUUAACAAUAAAUAUGAAUACUUACAGAUGAUGUCAAAUUAUUAGUUACAGGAUGGAAUGUUGCUUACCUCGAGGAUAGUUAAGUGGUUACUAGUUACUAAGCUGCAAUAUACGAAAACAGGUGAGGGUAAAUCUUUAUGCGGUCCAGGACAGUUAUUGAUGGUACAAUGAUUCUCUACAUGAUAUAUUGAUUUUGUCAUUAGAAACCAGGAAAUGGCAGAGCUAUUACUACAUAUUGUGCCCUUAAAUGUACUGUAGCAUCCAUAGUUUAUAUUUUUUCUCUAUCUCUCUCUCUCUCCCACAGUGAAGAGCAGUGAAUGGGUAGACAGAUACCGCAUGAAAUUUCUGGGCUCGGUCCAAGUGCCCUACCACAAAGGCAACGAUGUUCUGUGUGCAGCUAUGCAGAAGGUAUGGGAUGUGCUGUGUGUGUGCUUGUGAAAGAGAGAGUGAGAGGAUAGAAAGAGUGUGAGAGAGAUGUCAACUGGCACGUUACCAAUGGAAACCAUAAACUUUAACUGAGAGAGAGGGGGAGGAAGAGACAGACGGAUGAAGAGACAGAUGAAGUGAGUAGGAACAUGGGAAAUAAUGGGGGAGAAAGAGUGAGGUAAACAGUAUAGUUUAUUCUCUAUGAAAAUAGUAUUGAAAUAGUAUGGUAUUACACCAGGGUUGGGGUCGGAAUUCAGAAUUUAAUUCAAUUCAACGCAUUCAUUGAAAUUUGAAUUUGAAUUGGACACAUCCCACAGAAAGCAAAAUUGUAAUUUAAUUUUAAUUAAAGGAAGUAAAUUAAUUCAAAGCAAUUCAACUAAGACAUGAAAGUGCCAUUCCUUUGAUUCAACCACACUGUAUCUUAUACAUAGUAUUGGUUACGAUACAUGAUUUCAAAACAAUUAUAUUUGUGUCAUGAUGUGUAGAAUAAAUAAGCCAUUUGAAUUCAAUUCCAAGUCUGUUUCCUGUGGGGUGUGGACAAUUUUAAGAAAAUAAUUGGAAUUAAAGAGCAAUUCGCAAUUCAAUUCAGAAUUGACCCCAACCCUGUAUUACACAAACAAACAUUGACAGGAGAAGAAUCUGAGAUUUCAAAUUAGAAAGGUUAAGACAGGAAAUCAUUAAAACAUGAUAGAAAAGAAAAGAGGACAGAGGCAGGUUGAGAAGAGCUUUUAGCCAUUGCUCAUAGCUACAUUACAUGACCAAAAGUAUGUGUACACCUGCCCGUCGAACAUCUCAUUCCAAAAUCAUGGGCAUUAAUAUGGAGUUGGUCCCCCCUCUUCGGGAAGGCUUUCCACUAGAUGUUGGAAAAUUGCUGAGGGGACUUUCUUCCAUUCAGCCACAAGAGCAUUAUUUAUUUUUAUUUAUUUAACUAGGCAUUAGUGAGGUCGGGCAGUGAUGUUGGGCGAUUAGGCCUGGCUUGCAGUCGGCAUUCCAAUUCAUCCCAAAGGUGUUAGAUGGGGUUGAGGUCAGGUCUCGGUGAAGGCCAGUCAAGUUCUUCCACACCGAUCUCGACAAACCAUUUCUGUAUGGACCUUGCUUUGGGCACGGGGGCAUUGUCAUGCUGAAACAGGAAAGGGCCUUCUCCAAACUGUUGCCACAAAGUUGGAAGCACAGAAUCAUCUAGAAUGUCAUCGUAUGCUGUAGCGUUACGAUUUCCCUUCACUGGAACUAAGGGGCCUAGUCUGAACCAUGAAAAACAGCCCCAGAUCACUAUUUCUCCUCCACCAAACUUUACAGUUGGCCCUAUGCAUUGGGGCAGGUAGCAUUCUCCAGGCAUUUGAAAUUUGACGAACUGACUUGUUGGAAAGGUGGUAUCCUGUGACGGUGCCACCUUGAAAGUCUCUGAGCUCUUCAGUAAGGCCAUUCUACUGCCAAUGUUUGUCUAUGGAGAUUACAUGGUUGUGUGCUCGGUCAGCAAUGGGUGUGGCUCAAAUAGCUGAAUCCACUAAUUUGAAGAUGUGUCCACAUACUUUUGUAUAUAUAGUGUAUAUUUCUAGCUGAGAUGCCACUAGAAUUUUAAGACCAAUAACCCACCUCUUUCCAAUGUUCAUGUUUUAAAUUCCAAUUAGUAGAAUAAGGAUGCACAAGUUUUGUCUUGUUUUUUUGUUGUUGUUUUUUUACAUAUCAAUUCAAUAUCUAAACCAGCCCUGAUGUUUCAGCUGCUGCUUUUCUCAAGGGAUGCUGAUGCUGUUUUGAUUGCCACCAGAUUGCCACCAAUAGAAGGAUGACAGUGCAGUAUAACCCACCAUCGUCUUGUAUCCUUGAGAUCAACGUGAAAGGUGUGAAGCUCCUAGUCCAGGAUGACUACUAUGCCUCUGACAGAGUAAGACUUUCACACUCAAAUGCACACACAUUGUACACAUACACGCGCAAGCACGCACGCACACACACACACACACACACACACACACACACACACACACACACACACACACACACACACAAAAACUCAGAUUUAUGCAUACACACGUACACACUCUACACAUGCAUUUGCAUCACACACACACACACUUCUUAAGGCACACCUUCAACGCAUAUUAGAAAGACAGAAGUUUAGUUUGGACCAAAGUAUGACUACAAGACUUCGCGUCUGACUUGCAAGACUAGAUACAUAGAGGCUUUUUAUCCAAACCUUUGACCAGCAAGAUCACACUGAGGGACGUAUUCCCAGUAAAGCCUCCCGAGUGGCGCAGUGGUCUAAGGCACUGCAUCGCAGUGCUAGCUGUGCCACUAGAGAUCCUGGUUCAAUUCCAGGCUCUGUCGUUGCCGGCUGCGACCGGGAGACCCAUGGGGCGGCGCACAAUUGGCCCAGCGUCGUCCAGGGUAGGGGAGGGGAUGUAGCUCAGUUGGUAGAGCAUGGCGUUUGCAACACCAGAGUUGUGGGUUUGAUUCCCACGGGGGGCCAGUAUGAAAAAUAAUGUAUUCACUCACUAACUGUAAGUCGCUCUGGAUGUAAAGAAGGUUGAUAACACCCCAGUGUGGGCACUACAGGGUAUUGCAGACCACACAUAAUAAUCCAGAUGUACUGUAUAGAGGCAAGUGAGAAUUUUAUCUGGCAACAGCGGUGCCCACCUAAACUGAAGUCAAGCUAUAUAACCAUCAGUGGGUUCUUUGUUGACAUUAAGGCUACGAUUUGUUUUAAUAUCUAAUCUAAUUGGUCAAUCAUAAGGUUCACUAGCUAUUGCUCCUACAGAAUAUGUGUUGUAAGCAGACAGCAAACUCCAUGAGAAAUGCAGUUGUUGACAUGGAGGGUGGAUACUUUUUACCCUCAACACCUGUUUUUCAGAGCCAUAUAAUUUGUUCAAUGAGGUUUGUACCAAAGAACUAUGAUGUAUUCAUAUGACAGCACAUGGAACCAGAUACUGUAUCUAGAGCAUUAUGGGUGAUGUAGUCAUUCUAGUUUCCAAAUUAAAUUGGCCUACAAUUACAUCAGUGCAAAACAAAACCCAACGAAAUGCAGUGGAAUUUAAAGUAGCCUACCCCAUUUUCCCAGACGAUGCAAUUAUUUUGAGCCAAAAAUGAAGAAAGUCAGUCCAAAAUUUAAGGACGCAAAUCCGCCACUAGUUUGUGGCUUACGGUAUUAUACAGUUUUUCCCAAUUGCUAAAACACAAUUUUGCAAACUAGGCUGGUUUUAUCAAAAUACUUAACACAAUUCACAAAAAUACACACCCAAACUGCAAAAUACCUAAUAUAUCCUGCAAAAUGAAGCACUGCAACCAAAACUACAUAUAGCAUUAUCAAAAUCAAACGUUUGCACGAAAUGGCACACACUUCAUUCAUAUUACCAGAUUUUUGUCUAACCAACUACACACUGGUGGGCAUAAUGAAAAGCACUCUCAUCUUUAGUAUGCUUUGCCAUAAUAAUAAAAUAGUUCAAAUUGUAGAAAAUUUGUCAGAUUGUUCACAUGCACAGAAAUAUUUGCAGAUACACACACAUGCUGUUGAAACAUUUUAUUUUUUAUUUUUCACCAAACAAGUCAGUGCAACAUAUGCACAGCAGAUAUAUUUACAUUGAACUGAACAAAAAUAUGCUCACAAAAAACAGUAAACUGAAAAAGAAAGUUGCAGAAAAAGUGUGCAGAACAAAUAUAUAGAAACAAAAAAGAGGCAAGAAAAAUAAUUAGGCAGCAUCUUGCCGCACAGCUGGGUCUGGCCACAACGCUUCAUCCACAUCACAGGCAAUAUCUUCCCUUGCCAGACAUCGAGGGAAGAAGAGCUUUGAGUGCCUUAUCCGUCCCUGAAUCGCACCCACAUCAAUCUCAUCACAUGCCUCUUCCAUAGCCUGCAUAAGAGGCAUGCGCACAAAGGGCUGCCAGUCUGAUACCUUCCACCGCCAUGCCGAAAAUAACUAUUCUAUGGGGUUCAGAAAUGGUGAGUAUGGUGGGAGGUAUUGCACGAGAAAUGGUGGGUGGUCAGCAAACCAGUUUUGGACUGGGGCUGCACGAUGAAAGCUCACGUUGUCCCAUACUACAACGUACUGGGUUCUUUGAUGGUCUGCAUCAUUCAUACGCUCUGGUGGUAUGAGAAUGUUGUGGAGUCUGUCCAGAAAUGUGAGAAUAUGGGCUGUGUUGUAUGGUCCAAGGUUGGCAUGACGGUGGAGGACACCAUGUGUAUUGGAGAUGGCAGCGCACAUUGUGAUGUUCCCACCACGUUGGCCAGGAACAUCUAUAAUGGCUCUGUGGCCAAUGACGUUUCUCCCCUUCCCCCUGGUCUUUGCUAGGUUGAACCCAGCCUCAUCUAUAAAGAUGAACUCAUGUGGGAUUGCGUGAGCAUCCAUUUCCAGUACUCCCUGAAAACAAAGAACAAAAGCAGUCAAUAUGGUGUUAUCCAGUACACUGGGAAACAAUGUUGCGUGUAGUCUACUGCAGUAAAUAUUGUACUUACAUCCACAUAUGCUCGUCUGACCUCUUUGUUUCUUUGAGAGUUUCUCUCAAACGGCACCUUAUAAAGUUUUUUCAUUCUGAUUUGGUUUCGUUUGAGAAUGCGAGCCAAUGUGGACAGACUGACUCGUUGAAUGUUGUUGAAUAUGGUGUUGUCUUGGAUGAUGUGGCUUUGAAUUUCUCGUAAUCUGAUUUCAUUAUUUUCCAAAACCAAGUUUACAAUGGCAGCUUCCUGUACCCAGGUGAACAUUUGGCCCCUUCCUCCACCAUGGUUGCGUCUCUCAGUCCUUUAGAAAAACAAAAAAACUAAAAUAUAGGGCUUGGACAAUGCAGCCUAAAGAUACUUCCCCCACAGUAGAGUAAAUUGUACAGGAAACUUGUGCAGUUAGUGUAUGACAUCAGCCAUUAAUGAAGUAAACAGGUGUCACCCAACUGAUACACUAUGACAUGGGGUGUACUACAUAGUGUGAAAUACAUUUUGGUUACAUACCUGUACUCCAGUCUAAAUGUCCGGAUGACACAGGCGACAGUAAAACGGCUCAAGUUGGGCUGCACUCUCUGUCCAGCCUCUCGCAUUGUCAGCCCAUGGUUGAUGACAUGAUCAACUAAGGUUGCUCUGAUUUCAUUAAAAAGUUGUCUUCUUUGGCCAUGAACUCCUCUACCAGCUCUACUCCUACCUCUCACUCUUACUCCCCCUCUCCCUCCCCCUCUCAUUCUCCCCCUCCCUCUUCCUCUUCCUCUCUCUGCAACAUUUUCCAUUGUUGUUGUAAAACAAAAGGUGCUCACCUGUGGUCUUUUCAUAGUGCUUACUUCCUGAUUGAAGUGGUAACAAUUAACCAUUGAGGUGUUUGGCCAGGUGGCACAUGUAUUGGCCAAUUUGAAUGGCAGUGUUUUGAAAUGGCAAACAUGUGACUUUAAGUGGACCUCUGUAGCUCAGUAGAGCACGGCGCUUGUAACGCCAAGGUAGUGGGUUCGAUCCCCGGGACCACCCAUACACACAAAAAAAUAAUGUAUGCACGCAUGACUGUAAGUCGCUUUGGAUAAAAGCGUCUGCUAAAUGGCAUAUUAUUAUUAUUAUUAUAUUAUUAUGUCAGAUUGUUGUGUCUUAUGCAGAGAACCGUGUGCAGUGCAUCCUCUGUAGCUCAAUUGGUAGAGCAUGGCGCUUGUAACGCCAGGGUAGUGGGUUCGAUCCCCGGGACCACCCAUACGUAAAAAUGUAUGCGCACAUGACUGUAAGUCGCUUUGGAUAAAAGCGUCUGCUAAAUGGCAUAUUAUUAUUAAAAGUGCCAUUUUGAAUUGCAAAAUGUGUUUUGGAGGUUUUGCUCUCUGUGUGUCAGUUUAAAUAAUUGUGCUGUGCAUGUCAUUUUAGUGUGUUAGCAAUUGGAAAAAACUGUAAUAUAGAUGUGUGUGUGUGUGUGUGUGUCUGUCUGCCAUCACAGAGUAACCAGUGCAGCCACUUCUUCCAGUUGAAGAAUGUUUCCUUCUGUGGCUAUCACCCUAAGAACAGCAAGUAAGUACCUGGAUCUGGAUGACAUUUUGUCAGUCAUGCUCACUGUAUUCAAGUAACAAUUAGCUUUUUAGGAGAGUCAUAGCGCAGGCAGUGGAGGAAAUGGAGAAAGAGAAUCACUCUGGGAACCUUCCAUUGUAAAAUCUGCAUUUAUUUUACUCCUGGAACCUGGUUCCCUCUGGGGUUUCGCUCCUCUGACCCCUGUAUUUCUUUUUUUUAAACCUAUGUGUGGGUUGUAUGGUUUCCCCUUAGGUACUUUGGCUUCAUCACAAAACACCCAGCUGACCAGAGAUUUGCCUGUCAUGUGUUUGUGUCUGAAGAUUCUACUAAACCCCUGGCAGAGUCUGUUGGGUGAGGAAUGAGGACUUUGUUUCUGUGUUAAAAAAUAUAUAUAUCCUGUCACUCUUUUGCUCUUUGUCCCUCUCUUUUAUAUUGUCAGAGGAUUCAAGAGGUUCUUAGCCAUAGUGGGCCAAUUACAACCAACAUUGAGCACUGUCUCAACACGAGGUGAUCUCUCAUUAAACCACCAAUAUGCGCUAAGAUCACCCACACAGCUGAUCUCAAUUGCAACCAGUAUUGGCCAUUAUAUUAUCACUCCCUAAAGCUGAUGUCAGUGUUUAAAGGGCGACUGUGCUUCGUGAUUUGGCCUCGUUUUUCAUCUAUGUCCAUUUAAGAAAUGCUGAAGGCAUACAAGAGUGAUCUUGGGGGUGUGGUUUGAUGUGGGUGUUUCUUCGGUGUGUCUUUGUCAUUCAAUCACAACAAACAAGUGCAGUAAUGAGUACAGCGAGGUAAGCUAAGCUAUCUUUGCUAUGGAGAGAACGAUGUUUUGAAGUUGAGGACUGUUUUGCAUACGCAUAAAUUAGUUUGCAGAUGUUAUCGUGGGUGUAGCGAAAUGCUUAUGUUGCAAGCUCCAACAGUGCAGUAAUACCUCACAAUACAAAACAAUACAAGCAAAUCCAAAAUAGAAAAAUAAAAUAAUUAAGAAAUAUAGAUAUAAUAUAUAUAAGCAAUGUCAGAGUCCGGAAUAUAAUUAUGUAUGUACACAGUGCAUUUGGAAAGUAUUCAAACCCCUUGACCUUUUCCACAUUUUGUUACUUUACAGCAGGGGUGUCAAACUCAUUUUAGCUCAGGGGCCACAUGGAGGAAAAUCUAUUCCCAAGUGGGCCGGACCGGAAAAAUCAUGGUAUAUAUAACUUAAAAACAACAACUUCAGAUUGUUUUCUUUGUUUUAAUACGAUCAACAUACAACAUAAAGCUGGAGCCUGAGGACAGUGUGUCCAAAAUAGUACAAGCACAACAUCACUAUUAAUCAUAAAACACGUCAAGUUUAUAUGAAAAUUCUAAAGAAAAAGAACACACAAACACACAAUGCCUCAGUGAUUAACAGAACUGUUUCACAGAUCAUAGAACUAUAUCAGGGUGUCAUUUCUCAGGCAGAAAUGUAGAUAAAAAUAAUGAAAUCCUGUUCCCCAAACAAAUGCAAGAACCACAGAGUCAAUAAUAGGUUAAAUAUACAAAUAAAAUAAAAUCAAUUAAAAACAAUAGCACAUCAACAUAAAAACAUAUAAAUAUAAAUCUGAAAGCGUUGCUCAAACUCCCGUAACAGUCCAGUUAUUUUAUCUUUGAACCGCUUCAUGUCUGCCACAUGUUGGGUCGCGCACACAUUUUUCAGACAGGGGAAGUGAGCUGCAGCACCACCGGCAAGUUGCGUCUCCCACAAUGACAGCUUCAACUUGAAAGAACGUAUGCUGUCAUAAAACUGCGUGACAACUUUGUUGCGCCCUUGCAGCUGUUUGUUCAAGUUAUUCAGGUGCUCUGUAACAUCCACCAUAAAUGCAAGGUCCGGCAUCCAUUUUGCAGAAUGAAAUUCUAACACUGGUUUGCCCUUUUCUUCCAUGAACUGUUCAAUUUCUUCUCGUAAAUCAAAGAAACGCCUCAGCACAGCACCUCGGCUUAACCAUCUUACCUCAGUGUGGUAUGGCAGGCCAUAGAUGUGGUCUUUCUCUCUGAGAAGGCUGUCAAACUGACGGUAAUUCAGGCUUCUGGAUCGGAUGAAAUGAACAGUUUGGAUGACCACCUUCAUGACGUUAUCCAUCUUUAAUGACUUGCAACACAAAGCCUCCUGGUGCAAAAUACAGUGAAAAGUCAAAAAAUCACAUCCUCCAUUUGCAGAUUGCACUUUCUCUCUGAACUUUGUCACAACGCCUGCUUUUUUCCUGAUCAUUGAGGGCGCACCAUCUGUAGCCAGGCUGACAGCGCGGGACCAGUCCACUCCGACCCUGUCCAGCGCGCCGACGAGUGCGGUAAAAAUAUCAGCUGCUGUCGUUGUAUCUGUCAUCGGCACCAACUCCACGAACUCCUCGGUGACGGUCAAUGUGUCAUCAACUCCGCGGAUGAAAAAAUGGCCAGUUGUGCAACAUCUGUAAUGUCCGUGCUUUCAUCAAUUGCAACCGAAAACGCAAUAAAUGACUUUACUUUUUGCUUCAACUGGCUGUCCAAAUCCACUGAAAGAUCGGAAAUCCUGUCUGCAACUGUGUUUCUUGUCAGGCUGAUAUUUGCAAAAACCUGCCGCUUUUCAGGGCACACAAUCUCCGCUGCCUUCAUCAUGCAUGUUUUUACAAAUUCACCCUCACUAAAUGGUUUUGAAGCCACUGCGAUUUCAUUAGCAAUGAGGUAGCUAGCUUUCACUGCAGCGUCACUGAUGUCUCGGCUGUGAGUAAACACAGACUGCUGUUUCUUCAGACCCGCCAACCUUCUCUCAUCUCCGCUGUCCUUGAAAGUUGUCAUAUUUGUCGGCAUGAAGACUCACAUAGUGGCGACGAAGGUUAUAUUCUUUCAGCACUGCAACAUGCUCUGAACACACCAAACAUACAGCUUUCCCAUUCAAUUCCGUGAUUAAAUAGGAUGACCAUUUUUCUUGGAACACUCUGCACUCUGCGUCCACUUUUCUCUUUUUUGACAGAGACAAAUUGGGGCAAUGAGGGUGCCAAAGCACACAAUGUUAAAAGUAGAAGCCGUAAUAAAUAUCGCGGGCAAAACAAAGUAGCUCAUUGGCUGCACGUGCUUGACCUACUUGCUCUGCCCCGGUAUAAACAGUUUGCUUGCUUAACAGAAUUGCUAUUGCGCCAUCCAGUGGACGCAAUUGGAACAGCAGUUUAUUUUAUUGAAAAAUUGCAGCGAAUUUUUAUUCUUAAAAAAAUAAAAAAUAAAAAUAUAUAUAUAUUUAUUUUUCGAAAUCAUCUCGCGGGCUGGAUUAAACCCGUUUGCCCGCCUGAUCCGGACCGCGGGCCGUACGUUUGACACCCCUGCUUUACAGCCUUAUUCUAAAAUUGAUUUAAUAGUUUUUUUUCCCCCUCAUCAAUCUACACACAAUAGCCCAUAAUGACAAAGCAAAAACAGGUAAAACAAUAAAAUAAAAAAAAUAAAAAAUACAUGAAAUAUCAAAUUUACAUAAGUGUUCACUCUUUUCUCAGUGCUUUGUUGAAGCACCUUUUGCAGCAAUUACAGCCUUGAGUCUUCUUGGGUAUGACGCUACAAGCUUGGCACACCUGUAUUUGGGGAGUUUCUCCCAUUCUUCUCUGCAGAUCCUCUCAAGCUCUGUCAGGUUGGAGGGGGAGUGUCGCUGCACAGCUAUUUUCAGUUCUAACCAGGCCACUCAAGGAUUUUCAGAGACUUGUCCCAAAGCCACUCCUGCAUUGUAUUGGCUGUGUGCUUAGGGUCGUUGUGCUGUUGGAAGGUGAACCUUCGCCCCAUCCUGAGGUCCUGAGCGCUCUGGAGCAGGUUUUCAUCAAGGAUCUCUGUACUUUGCUCCAAUCAUCUAUCCCUCAAUCCUGACUAGUCUCCCAGUCCCUGCCGCUGAAAAACAUCCCGACAACAUGAUGCUGCCACCACCAUGCUUAACCAUAGGGAUGGUGCCAGGUUUCCUCCAGACGUGACACUUGGCAUUCAGGCCCAAGAGUUCAAUUUUGAUUUCAUCAGGUCUGAGAGUCCUUUAAAUCAAAUCACAUUUUAUUUGUCACAUGCGCAAACUCAAUGAUGGUGUUGGAGUCGUGCCUGGCCAUGAGUCAUGGGUGAACAGGGAGUACAGGAGGGGACUGAGCACGCAACCCUGAGGGGCCCCCGUGUUGAGGAUCAGCGUGGCAUAUGUGUUGUUACCUACCCUUACCACCUGGGGGUGGCCCGUCAGGAAGUCUAGGAUUCAGUUGCAGAGGGAGGUGUUUAGUCCCAGGGUCCGUAGCUUAGUGAUGAGCUUUGAGGGCACUAUGGUGUUGAACGCUGAGCUGUAGUCAAUGAAUCGCAUUCUCACGUAGGUGUUCCUUUUGUCCAGGUGGGAAAGGGCAGUGUGGAGUGCAAUAGAGAUUGCGUCAUCUGUGGAUAUGUUGGGGCGGUAUGCAAAUUGGAGUGGGUCUAGGUUUUCUGGGAUAAUGGUGUUGAUGUGAGACAUGACCAGCCUUUCAAAGCACUUCAAUGCUACAGACGUGAGUGUUACGGGUCGGUAGUCAUUUAGGCAGGUUACCUUGGUGUUCUUGGGCACAGGGACUAUGGUGGUCUGCUUGAAACGUUGGUAUUACAGACUCGGUCAGGGACAGGUUGAAAAUGUCAGUGAAGACACUAGCCAGUUGGUCCGCGCAUGCUCGGAGUACACGUCCUGGUAAUCUGUCUGGCCCUGCGGCCUUGUGAAUAUUGACCUGUUUAAAGGUCUUACUCACAUCGGCUACGGAGAGCGUGAUCACACAGUCGUCCGGAACAGCUGGUGCUCUCAUGCAUGCUUCAGUGUUGCUUGCCUCGAAGCACGCAUAGAAGUCAUUUAGCUAGUCUGGUAGGCUUGUGUCACUGGGCAGCUCGCGGCUGUGCUUCCCUUUGUAGUCCGUAAUAGUUUGCAAGCCCUGCCACAUCCGACGAGCGUCGGAGCUUUGCCUGUUUGAUGGUUCGUCGGAGGGCAUAGCGGGAUGUCUUAACUCUCAAAGCACUUCAUGAUGACAGAAGUGAUUGCUACGAUAGUUACCUUCGCUCUCUUGGGUACAGCAAUAAUGGUGGACAUCUAGAAACAAGUGGGGACAACAGACUGGGAUAGGGAGAGAUCUAAUAUGUCCAUGCAAAUGCUCUGAGGACGCGGCUUGGAAGGUUGUCUGGGCCGGCAGGCAUGCAAGGUUUAACACGCUUGAUUGUCUUACUCACAUUGUCCCAUAGAUCGGGAGCACACAGUCCUCUUGAGUGGUGGAGGCCGACGUCGGCGGUUCAGUGUUGUAUUCCUUGAAGUGGCGAAAAAGGUGUUUAGCUUGUCUGGGAGUGAGGCGUCGGUGUCCGCAACAUGGCUGGCUUUCCCUUUAUAAUCCGUGAUUGUCUGGAGUCCCUGCCACAUGCAUCUCGUGUCUGGGCCAUUGAAUUGCUACUCUACUUUCCCUGUACUGUCAAUUUUGGCUCUGAUUGCCUUAGCUGUUCUGUUUGUACACGUCCAUGUUCCCAGUUACCUUGCCAUGGUUAAAUGUGGUGGUUCGCGCUUUCAGUUUUGCGUAAAUGCUCCCAUCUAUCCACAAGUUUUGGUUUGGUUAAGUUCUUAUCGUCACAGUAGGAACAACAUCCUCUAUGCAGUUCCUGAUGAACCCAGUCAUUGAAUCAGUGUAUACGUUGUUACUAUUCCCAGAGGCGACCAAGAACAUUUCCCAGUCCACGUGUUCAAAACAGUCUUGUAGCAUAGAUUCCAAUGUUGAACAGUCUUUACCAUGGGUGCUUCCUGUUUGAGUUUCUGUCUAUAGGCGGGGAGGAGCAGGAUGGAGGUGUGAUCUGAUUUGCUGAAGGUAGGGUGGGGAGGGCCUUGUAGCCAUCCUGGAAGGGAGAGUAACAAUGGUCAAGUGUGUUUCUCUCCGCGUGUAGUGCAGGAGAUGUGUUGGUAGAAUUUCGUCAGCUUUUUCCUCAGAUGUCCUUUAUUACAGUCCCCAGCUACAAUAAAUGCUGGCCUCAGGAUAUUUGGUUUCCAGAUUGCCCUAAGCCCAGUGUAGUUCCUUGAGAGCCGUCGCGGUGUCAGCUUGGCGGGGAAUAUACAUGGCAGUGACAAUAACCAAAUAAAAAAUGUUCGGGAGGUAAUGCAGUCGGCAUUUGAUGUGGAGGUAUUCCAGAUCGGGAGAACAAUAGGACUUGAGUUCCUGUAUGUUACCACAAUCACAUCAUGAGUUGUUGAUCAUGAGACAUACCCCUCCACCUUAUUUUGUCUUUCUUCCUGUCUGCGCGUUGAACUGAGAACCCUGCUGGCUAUAUGGACGGGGACAAUAUAUCCAGAGAGAGCCAUGAUUCCAUAUGGUGGUUAGGUGAAUUCCAGGAUAGUAUUUUGACCAUUGACCAGAUCAAAUGUGACCAACCUGAUUCAAGUGUCCUCCAUUACUCUGAAGCGGGACUGGUGUCUGGGCACUGCCUCUGCCUUCUCUAAGAGCUCCUGAUAUAGUAUGGGGCUUCCCACAAUGCUGCUGAACAACAAAUCCACCAGGUUUUGUACGUAGACUGUGAAUGAAAUAAAAUGUAUAUGCUAAUAGAGGGACUGUAACUACAGAAUAGAUUCAGGCCGGUGACACCGUUACUCUGCAACCAGCUGUGUACAUUGCUGAAUGCUUGCUGAUACCUUCUGCUAUUUGCUGACGGAGCAAUAGCUAUAUUUGUAGUAGACAAGUACCAUCCUUCAUUUAUUUUUGCCCUAGAUAUACACAAUAAACUUUUAGGAGAACAGGCAUGUUGUUUCGGGUUAACAUACAAAGCCCCCAAAUGCUAGCUAGCUAGCUACCUAACUUGCCUAUAUAGUUUUACGAGUUGAAAUGAGUUGGCUAGCCAGUUCGAGUUUAAACAUUAUUGAAAGCAUGCUGGCUACAUCCCAUGACUAACUAGUAAGCUAGUAUCCAAGUGCCUGUGGGCUAAAGUUAAAGCUAACUAACAUGAGCUAUGCACAUCUUCCUCUUACAUGCACAUUAGCUUGAUGUACAGUGCCUUCAGAAAGUAUUCAUACCCCUUGACUUAUUCCACAUUUCAUUGUUACACCCUGAAUUCAAAAUGGAUUAAAUUAUUUUUUUCUCACCCAUUUAAACACAAUACCCCAUAAUAAAAAUUGAAUACAGAAAUAUCUUAGUUACAUAAGUAUUCACACCCUGAUUCAAUAUAUGUUAUAAUAUGAAGAAAAAAAUAAAAAUAAAAAUAAUAAUGUAUGCACUCACUAACUGUGGAUAAGAGUGUCUGCUAAAUGACUAAAAUGAAAAAAAUCACCUUGGGCAGCGAUUACAGCUGUGAGUCUUUCUGGGUAAAUCUCUAAGAGCUUUGCACACCUAGAUUGUACAAAAUUUGCCCAUUAUUAUUUUCAAAAUUGUUCAAGCUCUGUCAACUUGGUUGUUGAUCAUUGCUAGACAACCAUUUUCAAGUCUUGCCAUCGAUUUUCAAGCAGAUUUAAGUCAAAACUGUAACUCGGCCACUCAGGAACAUUCACUGUCUUCUUUGUAAGCAACUCCAGUGUAGAUCUGGCCUUACCUUUUUAGGUUAUUGUACUGCUGAAAGGUGAAUUCAACCCCCAGUGUCUGAUGGAGAGCAGAAUGAAUCAGGUUUUCCUCUAGGAUGUUGCCUUUGCUUAGUUCCAUUCCGUUAAUUUUUUAUCAUAAAGAAACACCCCAGUCAUUAAUGAUAACAAGCAUACCCAUAACAUGAUGCAGAAAUAUGCUUGAAAAUAUGGUGAGUGGUACUCAGUAAUGUGUUGUAUGGGGGGCCAGUAUGAAAAAAAAUGUAUGCACUCACUAACUGUAAGUCGCUCUGGAUAAGAGUGUAUGCUAAAUGACCAAAAUUUAAAAUGUAAAUAAAAUGUAAAAUGUUUCUGACUCCUAUCUAUACCACAUAAGCCGUUUAAAUCCAGAGAAGUGUGGUUCUAAGGGGCAGUUGACCUUCAAGACUAUUUAGCCUCUGGUGGGUUAUUAUCUUCAGUACAAAUUAAACCUAAUAUUUGAGCAGACUAAGCAGAAAAUUAACUAUUUGACAAUCAUUCCAACUGAAAUUAGGUAUUUCCUCGUUUACCACACAUAAUCUACUGUGGGAAUUUACUCUACACAUUUUAUUAAUGUAAAGCUUGUGUUGGUUUACUUUUCAUUUCUAAUUUAUUUAAUCCAUUAACAAAGACUUGUCUUAAUACAGUAUGGUCAUUUCUUAUUAAAAAGGAGAAAAUAAAGUAUUCCGGAACUGUCUACAUCUAAAAUUAGGAACUUAAUCAAGCCAAUCAUGAUUGAGUUAAUAUAAUCUAUAUGUUCAUUAAUUAUAGUCUAAUCAAGGUAUGCCAAAUUACUAAUUAUAUUCUGUGGGCCAAACAUAGAUAUUUAUAAUGUACUGUCUUGUACUUUACUGUACUGUACUCUACUGUACAGUAAACUUGAGUAGAGUAUAGUUCAGUACAGUACAGGAAAAUAGAGUAGAGUUCAGGACAGUAGAGGUCAACGCAGUACUCUACUGUACUCUACUGUACUGAACUAUACUGUACUGAACUAUAUUGCACUGUACUCAACUGUACUGAACUAUACUCUACCGUACUCUACUGUACAGUAAACUCAAGUAGAGUAUAGUUCAGUACAGGAAAGUAGAGAUCAGUACAGUACAGUAGAGUAGAGUAUAGUUCACUUCAGUACAGUAAUGUACUCUACUGUACUGAACUAUACUCUACUUUCCUGUACUGUACUGAACUGUACACUGCUCAACUUUACUCGAGUUUCUUAAAAUUAAUUUGGUCUAUAUUCUAACAAUAAAUAUUUGUUAUUAAUUACCAGCCUUGCUAUUUUCAAUGUUCCCGAUAUUUCAUUGGGCCAAGAGUAGAGAACAUAGACACAGCUAUCUGGCAUCUAACUCUUUUGAAACAGUAACAACAUGAUAUCAACUGAUCUGCUAGUUUAUUCUUCUGGGUUUUUGGUUGCAAGCAAGUGUUUUAACAUGCAGAUUAAUGUAAUCUCCUGUUAGUAGCAUUUUAAGAAAUCCAGCGCUAAAUUCUGCCUGUUGGUUGCAAUUGACCCAGUACACUCAGUGGCCAGUUUAUUAGGUACACCACCCCGUUUACAGAAAUGGUUUGCUCCUAGACAGUGAGUCACAUGGCUUGCUAUAUAAAGCAGGCAGACAGGCAGGCAUCGAGACAUUCAGUUACUGUUCGAUUGAAUGCUAGAAUGGGCAAAACGAGUGACCUAAGCCACUUUGAGCAUGGUUCCAGUAUCUCAGAAACAGUGGGCCUCCUGGGCUUUUCACGCACAACAGUGUCUAUGGUUUACCGAGAAUGGUGCUACAAACAAAAAACAUCCAGUCAGCGCAGCAAUGCUGUGGGCGAAAACAGCUUGUUGAUGAGAGGUCGAAGGAGAAUGGCAAGAAUCGUGCAAGCUAACAGGCGGGCCACAGGCAAAUAACGGUGCAGUACAAAAGAACGCACAUAUCGUUAGUCCUUGUCACGGAUGGGCUAUUGCAGCAGACGACCACAUCACACUGGGUUCCACUCCUAUCAGCUGAAAACAAGAAGAAGUGGCGCCAGUGGGCACGUGAUCACAAACACAGGACAAUUGAGGAGUGGAAAAACAUCACCUGGUGCAUUGAAUCCCGGUUCCUGUUGCAUCAUGCUGAUGGCAGAGUCAGGAUUUGGUGUGAGCAGCAUGAGUCAAUGGCCCCAUCCUGCAUGGUGUCAAUGGUACAGGCUGGUAGCGGUGAUGCAAUGGUGUGUGGAAUGUUUCCGUGGCACAUGUUAGGUCCUUUGAUACCAAUUGAGCAACGUUUCCAUGCCUCAAAGAAUUAAGGCUGUUCUGGAGGCAAAGGGACUCCGACCCGGUACUAGAUGGUUGUAACUAAUAAACUGGCCACUGAGUGUAUGUUUAUGUAGAGAGUUGUCAUACCUGUCAGGAAAGGAACUGAGUGAUUGAAUAACCUUUUUUGUUUGUUUGUUUAUCUACCCCCCUAUCCCCCCUCCCCCCCCCCCGGAUCUGUUCUCCCCUCUUGUCUCUUCUACAGGAAAGCCUUCCAGUUGUAUUAUAAGGAAUUUGUAGAUUAUUCCUGUCCGAAAGAGGAUAUUUACCUGGAAUAGCACCCGCCCCGCCUUCCACCACAACCCUGUACGUUACAGUGUAUCAUAACAUAAUGUUGCAUGACGGACAAAACAAUUCUAACAAAUAUGAACUAAUACAUCUGACAAAAAGAUGAAGAAGGAGCGAGAGAAAGAAGGAGAGGUACUGGUGUCUACUGUUUGUCCAAAGAUGUUAAACAGUAUGACGAAUGAACAAGUAAUUGAUCCAAACAUAGUGGAUGUUGAAGAGGGGGUCGCAAAAUAUGCAAAAUGGAGUCACUGAUGAGGAAGUUAAUGUGCCUAUGGUGUCCUCAGGCUGUCCACUCAAAGCACAAUGCUCAGAUCAUAGUGACCUGGACUGGAGUAAUCUAAGACUAAUCUUUGUGGAUUUAGAGCUUGAAUCCCAGGUAGAACACUGGGCUUUGUGGACUUGGUGAACCCCAGAAAGACCAGUAGUUGCUAAGGUAACAGCAAAUGGAGGUCAGGAAAAAAUACAUCAAUAAAUGAAUGAACCUGCCAUAAAAAUCCUAUUAAAUUACUAGUAUUUGAGUAUUCUAAUCCCUAAUUCUAUGGAACCUUUAAUGUUGGUGUGAUACAUUGUGUGAGGGAAAGAGUGAUUCUGCAUGAGCUAAUGGUGCAGUGUGUUUGGAGAGGGUGAUAAGUCCUGUGGCCUAAGGUAACUACAGAUCUAGGAUCAGAUUACCCUACCUCAACCUUUGCAAUUAAGGAGAUGGCAAAUGAUCUGCGCUGUUAUCAGUGGCUCACUCUGUUACUUCUUUUCCAUGUGGUUGCUCCCACUAAAACAAAAACAAGUAAGCAUUAGGGUCACACUGUUGAUCAGGAAUAGUGUCUUUAAUACGCAGCAAAAACUUUGGUAUUCUUUCUGGUACACUCUCAGAACCCUCAAAUAUAUUCACAUUAAGGAAUCAAGAGGAAACUUCUAAAAUGGAGGGUCCUACCAAUAAAAUGUUUUCUGUUCGAAAAUGCUUCAUUUUGUUUGUGCUGAACAUGACCCUAGUUAUUCUUUAAUUUGUGGGAAGACUGAUUCUUGUUAAAUCAUUAAGGGUACACUCCUUAAUUGAAUUACAGUAUUGUAAUUCCAUUACCAGAAACAAAGAGAUGGACUACAGAGUUUCCAGUCAACCGCUUUGGCUUGACUAAAACUAGCUUAAAAGCAUCUGAUUUGCAGGAAGGGUCAAUGUGGACUGCCUCAUCGUUCUUCUCAUGCUCAGUUUCAACAUGAAAUGAGAGUUCAUAUUGAGAGUUCAGAUGGGGUUGCCAUUCAGAUAACUGGGUAUAAGAUAAGGAGGCUUACUCAAGCUGUUACCCUGGUAACAUAAAAGGGAAUGACCUCUGAUCCUCACAAAAAGGACAUGAAAGGUGAAGUGUGUAGGAAAUGGGUGAUGGGAGAUGUAGUUUUAAAGGAAAGCCUCAGUCUAUUACAGAGGUGCUGACUGACUAGGAAGUACAAGGCAGGGGGAGACUGGUGUCUUUUACAAGUAGUGCCUCUGAAGGAUCAUUGUGGUUAUUGCUAUGCCAUUUAGAUUUACCACAAGGUGUGUUGAUAGGAGAGGUUGAAAACAGGCUGUUUUUGUGGAGGAGAUAUGAGUGUGUUGAGAUGGUAAGAAUAGAGUAAAGUAAGACUAGAUCAAGGUUCAACAUAAUAAGAUAGGACCUCACCUCAAAAUGGCCAACCCCUGGCCAGAGGUUUGUUUUUGGAAAUAAUGGCCUGGUCUGAAAUCAGCUAAUCGCUCCUACCCAUUUGGUGCUUGUAGAUUCUCAUGGAACCAGAGGUGUUUGUUAUAUGCGGGAAACCACCCUGAAGUUCUAGGUGGAGCCAUCCCCAUACUGCUUACACCUUUCCAGUCUUCAGAUUUUCCAUCACAGAAGGGGUAGGGUUUAGGGGAAAGGGCAAAUAAUUGUUUUAUGUGGCUUUCAGACACAGUGAUUUCUAACAUGGCUGACACAGAAUUACAUUCUAACAAGAACUUGUAACACAAUGUAUUGUUCUAAGAACUGUAAUUAACUGAACAUUUAAAAAGUUGUGAGAAGGAAUGCUUGUCAAAUGGGUGUCUCUAACUUAUGAAAGCAUGGGAUAUGAAACCACAUUCAUUUUACCACCUGUCAAGCAUAUUCCUAUGAAUAGUGACAUGUAUUUCCAAGUCACAAGUUUAAAUUUAUCUUCAUCAUUCAUAUUUUCUUCUGAGCCAAGAAACAAAGAGCUAAAUUUAGAUCAGAUCCGCCUUAACGCAUGAUAAAUGACAACUGCAUAGCAUAUAAUUGUUUUUGCUUAUCGUGUUGUGUGUUGUAAUAUACACCUCCAUUAGACUGAUAUAAAUCUGUAUGAUUUUCAAUGAGUGUCAUUAUC
Coregonus sp. 'balchen' is the source of this 30250-nucleotide messenger RNA. The record is from the annotation of a GenBank genome assembly. Lineage: Eukaryota; Metazoa; Chordata; Actinopteri; Salmoniformes; Salmonidae.